AUGAAUCCCAGCUCCGGGUGGGGCCAAACUGAGGGUGAGUUGUUGGUACUGGCCAAGGACCAGGACGGGCAGGUGGCAGGUGGCCCACGGCUCUUGCGGGAACAGUAUAAGAGACCAGAUCCUCAGCGAGAGCCCACGGGCAAGAGCUCCAGCCUCCACGGGACACCGACACUGCACUCACAGAUGAUGAAGCUACUGCUGGUGACGCUCGUGCUUCUGGGGCCGUGGGACAGUGAGGUGCUGGGACAAACCCAGCUCUCCUCAUUUUCUGGGCCUUAUGGGACGGUGGGGGGGAUCUCAUUCUCCUUCUCUGGAGACCAUCUCCAGGGAACCAUCACAGGCCUGAGGGUCCGGGAGCAGCCAGGAGGUGUGAUUCGUGGCAUCCAGCUGCAGUUUGGGGGCACCUGGAGCAAGUAUUAUGGGGCUGAGAUUGAAGUCAUCCACGAGUUUCUCCUCCUCCCCGGAGAGACCAUCACGCAGGUGUCGGGGAAGUACCUGGUCUACAUCCAGCAGCUGAUCUUCAUCACCAGCAAAGGGCGGCAGUUUCACGUGGGCCAGCCGGCCGGGACCUCCUUCAAUGCCCUGACCCACCGGCCCUCGGCCUCUCUCCGCUAUAUCAGUGGCCAGCACAACGGCGCCGGCCUCACCAACAUCGGCUUCCACUGGGAGAUAAAUGAGUGGUCCUGA
Messenger RNA from Ornithorhynchus anatinus (platypus), 687 nucleotides. Its product is annotated as zymogen granule membrane protein 16-like. The record is from RefSeq and is a predicted model, not a curated record. Lineage: Eukaryota; Metazoa; Chordata; Mammalia; Monotremata; Ornithorhynchidae. The coding region runs from base 1 to 687 and encodes 228 amino acids. The transcript has 4 exons.